This is a messenger RNA of Agrilus planipennis (emerald ash borer), 1377 nucleotides long. RefSeq names its product digestive organ expansion factor homolog. The record is from RefSeq and is a predicted model, not a curated record. The transcript has 4 exons. Gene Ontology annotation, cellular component: nucleolus; small-subunit processome. The annotation marks the transcript as partial. Gene Ontology annotation, molecular function: U3 snoRNA binding; rRNA binding. Gene Ontology annotation, biological process: maturation of SSU-rRNA from tricistronic rRNA transcript (SSU-rRNA, 5.8S rRNA, LSU-rRNA). Lineage: Eukaryota; Metazoa; Arthropoda; Insecta; Coleoptera; Buprestidae.
UAGUGUCUAACAUCCUUGGAACUGUUUUGAUUAAUAUAAUGUUUGGUUAGGAUUUGAGUGUUUUCUAUUAUGGCACGAGGAAAAAGUAAAUUUAAAGGGAAACGAGGAAAAGGACAAAAAUUUGCAGGAAAAAAUCAUAAGAAAAAGAAAACCUACAGUUUAUUUGACAAGAAAAAUGCAAAAAGAGAGCAACAUGAAAAUCAUAAACGAGAAGAACCUGAUAGAAAACGCCAAAAAAUUGAGAAAUUUGUGCCCCCAAUUGAAAAAGAGUCAUCAUCUGAAAGCGAGGAAGAAGAAAACCACAUGCAAAAACUUUUAAUGGCAUUAAAUCAAGAUUCAAUAAAGAAAAAUGUAGCUAUAGACUCUGAUUCUUCAGAUUUGGAAGAAGAAUGUAGUGAUGCAAGUGAGGGUUAUUUGAGUCACUUAGAAGAGAAUGUUACUGAAGACUUUCCUGAAGAUGUAGAUAUUAAGUCAAAUGUGUUGCAUGACAGUGAUGUGGAUGAGAAAAAAGAAAUAGAAACUGAAAUUCCAGUAGAAGAUGAUAUGUCUGUAGAUGCUAAGGACUCUUUUUCAGAGCACCUUUUAUAUGAUUUAUCUGAGAAAUUAUUAGAGUCAUUGCAAAAAAAUCCUGUCCCUUCUGUAAUGAAAGAAGUUGAGUGGAAAGAAAUAGGAACAUUGAAAAUACAAAUUCCUGAGUUUGAACAAUUACAAAAUCAAAGUUAUUUGGUUUUAGGAGAGAAUAAACUCUUUGCCCCUAUGGGCAAAAUUCCUACAAAAAUUAAACCAAGUGAUCAAUAUGCUGACAAUACAUUUAUAAAACCUCAAAUUAUAAACAACAUACAUACUGCAAAUAUGUCUUUAAAACAAGGAACAGAAAGCAAUUCAUUUUUCACCCCUUUACAAAUUGAAAUAUUCUCUAUUAUUAACAAUUACCAAGAUUUUUAUUAUCCUAAAAGAAAUUUAGAAAACGGUGAAGAAAUUAGGUUUGUGUAUUGUUUGCAUGCUGUAAAUCAUAUUUUGAAAACUAGAUCUAAAAUACUGCAUCACAAUGCUAAAUUGACACAAAGAGGUGAUGUGCCUGAAGAAUUUCGUGAUCAAGGCUUAGUGAGACCAAAGGUGCUUAUCUUGGCUCCAUUCCGAGAUUCAGCCUAUAGAAUUGUUAAUUUUAUAAUUAAUAGCCUUUUCAAAGAAGAUAAGGGAAAUGUUAUUAACAAAAUUAGGUUUAUUGAGGAAUUUACUGGCCAUGAACUCACAUUACCUAAGAAAAACCCAAAACCAGAAGAUUAUGAAAAGCUUUUUGUUGGAAAUUCAGGGGAUGAAUUCAAAAUUGGCCUUACUAUUACCAAGAAGAGUUUAAAGCUUUUUGCUGACUUUUAU